AGAGGCAGAUGCACUGAGCGUCCCCCGCCACCCGGCAUUCUCCGAGGGAGGCGCAGAUGAGAGCGGCCGCUUCUCCGGGUCCGACAUGCAGCCCGGGGGAAGAAACCCGCUCCGCUCUUCGGCCGGACUUCUGCUCUGCUUGGGCUGGCUGUGCCUGUCGCCCGGCGCCCCCUCGCCCUGCCUGGAAGAGUGCCGCUGUUACCUGAGCGCGCUGCUUUGCCAGGAGCCGCGCAACAUCCACUCCCUGGCGCAGCUGCGCAGCCUGGAGAACUUCACCGAAAUAGUUGUGGAAAACCAGGCUGGGCUGGUCAACCUGACAGGGGAGGACCUGAGAAACCCUCGGGAGCUGAAGAAUCUGACUAUUGCAAAGACCAACCUGAAGUUCAUUGCUCCAGAUGCCUUCAAGGCCAGCCCAAAUCUGACACAUGUGAAUCUAGCCUUCAACCAGCUGGAAUUCCUCUCCUGGAGGGUCUUCUACCAUCUCCGUCUUCAGGAGCUGAUCCUUGUGGGGAACCCCCUACGGUGUGUCUGUGGGCUGCUGUGGCUGCAAUCCUGGCAGCAGAAGAGGCAGCUUGACUGGGCAGGCAACCAAUCCUUCCAGUGCCUGCAGGAGGACAGGACCCUGGUUCCCGUCUUCAACCUCACCCUCUCCGGCUGUGAUUUCCCCAAGGUCAGGAUUGACUACGAUCCCACCCCGAUGGGAGAAGGCGAGAGUGUCAACCUGACGUGCCACAUCGCAGGAGAGCCGCAGCCAGUAGCAGAUUGGGAUUUGCCCAAAGUGGGGGGUGCGCCCCCUAUCAAAACCAAGAAGUCAGAGUCGGAAAUUGUGCUACAGAUCACCAACGUCUCUGCCAGCUACAACCUGCAAAACAUCACCUGCCAAGCUGAGAACGAGGCGGGCAUGGGGGAAGCUGUGGCCCGGCUGAACGUGACCUUCCCAGCAAUGAUCCGCGCGAUGGGCCAGGCCGUCAUGUACUAUCGCUGGUGCAUCCCCUUCUCGGUGGACGGCAACCCCACGCCCAGCAUCCGGUGGCAGCUGGACCACAAGGACCUCCUGGAGACGCAGAUCAUUUACACCAAGCUCUUCCCGGAAGAGGUCCCGACUACAACCAUCGUCCACGGCUGCUUGGUCCUCGACAAACCCUCGCACUUCUUCAAUGGCAACUACACCCUGCUGGUAGCCAACGCCCUGGGCUCGGCCUCCUGCACCACCUACCAGCACUUCAUGGACCUCCCGGAUGAAAACUUCCACGAGGAGGAACCCUUUCACGGAGCAGACACGAAUGGCACCGAGGGGGGCCCUGUGGAGACCCCGGAGGAGCCCCCGGUUGGGAUCUCCGUGGCCGUGGUCCUGGCCGUUUGUGCCUGCGUCUUCCUGUCCAUCAUGUUGCUGUUCCUCAACAAGUGUGGACAGCGCUCCAAAUUCAGCAUCAAGCGGUCCGUGGUGUUGGCUCAAGAGGAUGACCUGGCCAUGUCCUUGCAGUUCAUGGACGUGAGCGGCAGCCCCCGCUCUUCCAUCGAGGCCAAGCUGGAGGGGCUCAAGAGCAGCUUUGUGGAGAACCCCCAGUACUUCUGCAACACCCCCGUCCGGCACAUCAAGCGCAGGGAGAUUGUGCUGAAGUGGGAGCUGGGCGAGGGGGCUUUCGGGAAGGUCUUCCUGGCCGAGUGCCACAACCUCAGCCCCACCCAGGAGAAGAUGCUGGUGGCCGUCAAGACCCUGAAAGAAGCCACGGAGAGUGCCCGGCUGGACUUCCAGCGGGAGGCCGAGCUGCUGACCGUCUUGCAGCAUGAGCACAUCGUCAAAUUCUAUGGGGUCUGCACUGAUGGGGAGCCCCUCAUCAUGCUCUUCGAGUACAUGAAGCACGGGGACCUCAACCGCUUCCUCCGGUCGCACGGGCCUGAUGCCAAGAUGCUGGACAACGGGAACGGCCAGUCCUUCGGCCAGCUGACCCUGAGCGAAAUGCUGCAGAUCGCCACACAGAUCGCCUCCGGCAUGGUCUAUCUGGCCUCCCAGCACUUUGUCCACCGGGACCUGGCCACCCGCAACUGCCUGGUGGGACACGGCCUGGUGGUGAAAAUCGGGGACUUUGGCAUGUCGCGGGACGUUUACAGCACCGAUUAUUAUCGGGUGGGGGGCCGCACCAUGCUCCCCAUCCGCUGGAUGCCCCCCGAGAGCAUUCUCUACCGCAAGUUCACCACCGAAAGUGACAUCUGGAGUUUUGGCGUGGUCCUUUGGGAGAUCUUCACCUACGGGAAGCAGCCCUGGUACCAGCUCUCCAACACGGAGGCGAUCGAGUGCAUCACGCAGGGCCGGGAGCUGGAGAGACCACGGACUUGCCCCUCGGAGGUCUACGACAUCAUGCAGAGCUGCUGGCAACGGGAGCCCCAUCAACGGCAGAGCAUGAAGGACAUCCACAGCUGCUUGCAGACGCUGGUCAAGGCCCCUCCGGUCUACCUGGCUAUUCUCAGCUAAGGGGGAGGGGGAGAAAGAGGGAGUCGUCCCCCCCAACUUCUCCAUCCAUCCAUCCAUCCAUCCAAGCAAGAAACUCAACCCAUGCAAGACCCAUUUCCUGAACUCUGCCUGCCACGGAAAAUGCUUCUCCCUUCUUGGGAAAGCCAGCCAGUUUCUCGGACUGGGAAGCAGCCCUUUCCCACCUUCUGUAUCUAAAGGCUUGUUUAGGGGAAGAGACCCUGACCCGCUGAUGGAAGCACGGCCCUAGCGGCCUCUCUUUGCUGGAGUUGUUCCCGUUUGGUGCUGGGCAGCUGCCAGGCAGACCCAGAAGGGAGGGAGGCAAGGCGGGGAAGCCACUCGGCCUUGUCCAGGGUGACGUAAACCUGUUUUCCCAUCAUCGGGGCUCACAAGACGAUCCGAGUGACUCUCUCCAGACGCCUCGCAUGGUGUCAAGAGUGGCCAUCAGAAGAAAGGCUUCUGCUUACAGAUUCUUAUUGAUAGUCCUGAGCUGUAAUAAAUAAAACUUCUUCUGGCAAUGGGGGUGUGUGUGUGUGUGGAUCGGGAGGAUUCAGACAAACCCUGAUGCAAAAAGCAAUCUGAGAUUUAGAAUGGGCUGGCAAGGGAUGACAGACCUCACCCCCCCCCACCAGAUCAAUGGAGACCCCCAGAAGUCCCAUCAUCCCCAGUGAGACACGAUCUAAACUGAAGCUAAGCUGGUGCUUUGCAUAUUGGAUCCGAAAUAACCUGCUUUUUUUCCCCUCCACGAGGUGGGCUGAAGCCAUAAUCAGUGGCCGCUUGGUG
Ahaetulla prasina is the source of this 3253-nucleotide messenger RNA. RefSeq names its product neurotrophic receptor tyrosine kinase 1 (gene NTRK1). NCBI's taxonomy places the organism in Eukaryota, Metazoa, Chordata, Lepidosauria, Squamata, Colubridae. The transcript has 16 exons. Gene Ontology annotation, molecular function: transmembrane receptor protein tyrosine kinase activity; neurotrophin receptor activity; ATP binding. Bases 86 to 2473 code for a protein of 795 amino acids. Gene Ontology annotation, cellular component: signaling receptor complex; plasma membrane; axon. The record is from RefSeq and is a predicted model, not a curated record. Gene Ontology annotation, biological process: protein phosphorylation; regulation of phosphatidylinositol 3-kinase/protein kinase B signal transduction; cell surface receptor protein tyrosine kinase signaling pathway.